AUGACAUUAGUUAUACACACGUCUAUUUAUGCGAUACACAGAUCGACGUUAACAGUAUUUAUACGUGCAGACGAGCCUGUACCGGCAUCCGAAUCAAAGUCUCAACCGGUGGAGCCACAAAACGACCCGGAAGAACCUCCAGAGGGCUAUUAUGCCUUUGUUGAGUCACCAAACGCUACACCACCCAGGGUUCGUCCCCCACCAUAUAGACAAGUGGCAACGGAAUGUCCCGAAGCAACGGAGUCGAAGGCUCAUGUCAGUGCUAACAACCUCUGUGGAGACCUCAAUAGGGGCUUGAUACCACGAAAUCCCAUGGGACAGAACCCUAAUGGGGAGCCCUAUCCUUUUGAAUUGAUUCGGAACCACACGCUUCGCUACCUGUCUCGUACUCUGCCAGUGUUGAGGGCAGACGAUGCACUGCCUCGAGUUGCUCACCUCUCCGCUACAUCAGCCGCGCCCGCCGUUACCUCCACAACCAACACCGCUACAUAUGGCGCUGCUGCCGCUCUUCCACACUCGCUUCCAGAUGUUCAACACAAUAGAUUAGAAGAGCGAGGGAGAAAUGCGCGAGCGAUGACAGAUAAUGAGUGGGAUGUGCCAUCUAGCGAGCUUGAGAUGGAACACCGUAGCGAAACAGGACGGGAGAGCCGCAAGUUCUGUGAUGGCGGUGGAGUGUAA
This is a messenger RNA of Leptosia nina, 678 nucleotides long. The record is from the annotation of a GenBank genome assembly. NCBI's taxonomy places the organism in Eukaryota, Metazoa, Arthropoda, Insecta, Lepidoptera, Pieridae.